Triplophysa dalaica is the source of this 2439-nucleotide messenger RNA. RefSeq names its product L-selectin-like. The record is from RefSeq and is a predicted model, not a curated record. The transcript has 6 exons. NCBI's taxonomy places the organism in Eukaryota, Metazoa, Chordata, Actinopteri, Cypriniformes, Nemacheilidae. Bases 19 to 660 code for a protein of 213 amino acids.
GAGAGAAACACACAAGAGAUGAAGAAAAUGGCUCAAACUCUAUAUUUCAGUCUGCUUGUCAUUGCUCUCUGUUCAUUAUCUGAAUGCAUUCAGCGCCGCUAUCACUAUAUAAACAUUGAGAAGAACUGGACUGAAGCUCAGACAUACUGCAGAGAGAACUACACAGAUCUGGCCACAGUCAACAACAUCAAUGACAUGAACGAGCUGAAGAAGACUGUGUAUAACAGUGUGGUGUAUGUCUGGAUUGGACUAAAGAGAACAGGUGUUUAUAAAUGGAAGUGGUCUCUGGGUGAUGCUGUGAAAUAUCUGAACUGGGAAACUGAACCAUCAACUGACACAAAUAAUUCUGCUGUUAUGAGAAAUGGAAAAUGGCUUCAGCAGGACUGUAAUGUGCCGUCACAGUUCAUCUGCUACAAUGGUGCAUCAAAGGAUUUAAUUAUCUGUCAAUCACAGACUUUAAUUCUCAGCUGUGUCGAGGGAACUAUUAAAAUCCUUUCAGCCAAUUAUGAGCGUACAGACGGUCAGACCUCCUCUACUGGAAUACCAGUGACUGAGCUCACAAGAGUUCUGUGCUUUCAGAACAGAUCCCAAACAGUGGGCACUGUGUGUGUCACUGUAAAAAAUGCCCGUGAAAUUAACGCUGCCGGUAUUUUUCCGUAAAAAUUACGGAACAUUUUUUACAGUGCAAAGAAUCAACCUCGGCUGUGGUCACUUCUAAUCUAGAGCAAAGGUUAUUAUCUCUUCAUAUUUAAGUACACUUUUAUUGAUAUGUUCUUGGUGACGAAUCAACCUUAUCAUUUGUGUAGCUUUGGAAAUCAUAUCGCUCAUUGAUUUCAGAAGGCUUGGUUCUACGCUUGUUCUUCCUCUCCUCCUUUUUCUCCUGUUUUCUCUGAACAAUCAAAUCAUGUGUGUCAUACUUUAUGGGUUCAUGGUGAAAGGACAUAUACACAUUCUUUCUCAGUCCUUUUUUAACAUGUGCAUCAUAUACAACAGUAAACAUAAUGCUGGCCCCAAAUUGUCAAACGGCAUGUAAUGUUAUAACUUUUCUCUUUAAGUGUAAACAUUAGUUCACACAUUAACUGCAGGAGCAGAAGCCGGGUGAGUACAAUCUCUCUAUAUUUCCAUCCAUCCAUUUUCUACCGCUUUAUCCGAAUGACCUCGGGUCACGGGGAGCCUGUGCCUGUCUCAGGAGUCAUUGGGCAUCAAGGCAGGAUACACCCUGGAUGGAGUGCUCUCUAUAUUUAAAAAAUAUAUUUAGUUUGAUCUUCUGACUUCACGUCACCACUGCUGCAUUCGAGCGUUGCACUUUUGUCAGCAUCUGUACUGUUUAGUGAGCGGCAUUCAGCCGACCGUAAGCUUACUGGAGAAUAGAAAGUAUAAACGGCACUUCCAAUAGUGACUGCUGGUUAACUACAACAUGUCUAUAUCAUGUAUUCAGUGUGCAUAAGUUCUCUACAUAGCGUGCCGUUCCCACUCACGUCUUGCUCAAAAUAACUCACGCAGUCACUACAUCCAAGUGAAUGUAAACAAAAUGUAUCAGAAGCCUAUAUCUUACCAAUGUUUUAAGUGCAAGAUCUCCUUCGUCUCUUGUCUGCACAACCCCAACACAACUGCAUCUCGUAUAUGACCCCCUUAAAAAAUUUGCCAUCAUGAGAAAAGACCUCUGGAGCAGACCCUCAGCAAGUCUGGACCGCACCUCAGACUCCGCCGCUGAUAAACCCCGACUGCUUUUACACCAACAGUCACAAGUCAUUACAGUUCAAAUGAAUUCAUUGAAACAUUUUAGAUUCAUUCAACAGAAGAAAUAUAUUUUAAAUAUAUAUUCAAGUUUUCACAUAACUGCUGAAACCUAAAAGUCAUUGUUCAAUAUUACUGUUAAAUUCUAUGAUGAUGCUGUAAGUGAGUCCUGCUUGUUGUCGUAACCAUCCAUUGACGUCCAUAAAAAAACAGCCUCUGGUCUCCUUCCCUGCGUACCGCUGAAGCCCCCGCAGUAGCAUUAGCCGAUAUGGAGUUUUUGCUAAAGGCUUUCAUUCUAAAAUGGCUUUGUUCAUGAUGACUAGAAAAUGAUGAGCAGGGGUGUUGGAUUUGGGUUGGAACUAAACUAUGCAGAUCACUAGCCCUCCAGGACCGGAGUUGAAUAAAACUCCACCUUGUGUGCAAAGAAUACCCAGAAGUGCACAAUACUGUUAAAAGUGUUUCACUCACAAAGCAGGUUUUAUUUAAUUUAAAUGGUUUUAAUCUACUUAAUUUUAUUUGUUUAAUACUAAAACGUACCAAUAUACUUCCUCUUUACUUAAAAUAUAUCCGUUUUUUAUAAAACAAUAUAUUUUAGGUAAAACUAAUUCAAUUUAUUUGGGUACUUCUUUUUAUGUGGUUAUUGUGUACAAGAAAUGUUCUAAAAAUUAAUUGACGAAAACAAUUUAUUAGAGCACACUGUAA